This is a messenger RNA of Synchiropus splendidus (mandarinfish), 2331 nucleotides long. It is a transcript of the gene wnt10a, whose product is annotated as wingless-type MMTV integration site family, member 10a. Gene Ontology annotation, cellular component: extracellular region. Gene Ontology annotation, molecular function: frizzled binding; cytokine activity. The coding region runs from base 220 to 1476 and encodes 418 amino acids. The transcript is spliced from 4 exons. The record is from RefSeq and is a predicted model, not a curated record. NCBI's taxonomy places the organism in Eukaryota, Metazoa, Chordata, Actinopteri, Syngnathiformes, Callionymidae. Gene Ontology annotation, biological process: cell fate commitment; neuron differentiation; multicellular organism development.
CAAGUGGGCUGGCGGAGCGCAGCAGAACCCACCUCAGACUUCUGCUGUCCUGCUGGCGGAUCUUCUCGCGACUUGAGUGACGGAGAGAUGAGCGGCAGGAGAGCAGCGCUGAGCUGUUUUCCUCCAACUUUGGCCAGAGACUCCUGAGCGCGCCGCUGCUUCGCGACUCUUCUUCAACUUUCAGCUGGAUUAUUGAACUUGUUGGGCCGAGCGGACGGGAUGGGAGCUCCGGAGCUGCGAGUGACCUGUGCGCUGCUGCUGCCGCUGCUGCUGCUGUGCCUCCUGAACCGACGGGCAGAGUCCAAUGAGAUCCUGGGCCUGAAGCUGCCCAACAUCGACCCCAUCCUGAACGCCAACACGGUCUGCCUGACGCUGCCGGGACUGACGCGGCGCCAGCUGGAGGUCUGCAUGCGCAACCCAGACGUGACGGCGUCGGCCAUCCAGGGAAUCCAGAUUGCCAUCCACGAGUGCCAGCACCAGUUCCGGGGACACCGCUGGAACUGCUCCAGCCUGGAGACCAGGAACAAGAUCCCCUACGACAGCAUCGUCUUCAAGAGAGGUUUCCGCGAGAGCGCCUUCGCCUAUGCCAUCGCGGCGGCCGGCGUGGUGCAUGCCGUGGCCAACGCCUGCUCCAUGGGCAAGCUGAAGGCCUGCGGCUGCGACGAGAAGCGCCGCGGCGACGAGGAGGCCUUCCGCGUCAAGCUGCACCGCCUGCAGCUGGAGGCCAUCCACCGGGGGAAGGGCAUGGCACACGGCGUGAUGGAGCACUUCCCUGCCGAGCUGCCCGGCCCGCAGGACUCCUGGGAGUGGGGCGGCUGCAGCCCGGACGUGGAGUUCGGGGAGAAGUUCUCCAGGGACUUUCUGGACGCCCGGGAGACCUACAGGGACAUCCACGCCAGGAUGAGGCUGCACAACAACAGAGUGGGCCGACAGGUGGUGCUGGACCACAUGAGGAGGAAGUGCAAGUGCCACGGGACGUCCGGGAGCUGCCAGCUGAAGACCUGCUGGCAGGUGACCCCCGAGUUCCGCGUGGUGGGCUCCAUCCUGAAAGAGCGCUUCCACAUCGCCACGCUCAUCAAGGCUCACAACCGGAACACGGGCCAGCUAGACCACUCGCACCACAGCAACCACCACCACAACAACCACCACCACCACCACCACCAGAACCACCACCACCAUCACCACCACCACCACCACUCGCACCGGCGGAGGCCCAGCGUCAACGAGCUGGUCUACUUCGAGAAGUCGCCGGACUUCUGCGAGCGGGACUUGGGCUCGGACUCGGCCGGCACCCAGGGCCGGAUCUGCAACAAGACCAGCCCGGGGAUGGACAACUGCGAGAGCCUGUGCUGUGGGCGGGGCCACAACAUCCUGCAGCAGACGCGCAGCGAGCGCUGCAACUGCAAGUUCCACUGGUGCUGCUACGUGGUGUGUGAAGAGUGCCGGAUCACCGAGUGGGUCAGCGUCUGCAAGUGAAGGAGACUGACUGUUCACAGUGACCGCCGGCACCCAGCCAGGAGCCGCUCCACCAGCCGGCUGUCGUCGUGCGCCCCAGUCCGGCUCCGUCAGCCGGACCUUUCUGAAACAAUCGUGCACACACACGUCCAGGAGACGCAGGUGCGCCCCGCCCCGCGCUCACAGCGCCCACGAUCACGUCACAUGAUCCGUGUUACCAGAUGUUUCUCCAUCUUCCUUGCACCCUGGACUCGGCCAGAGCGCCCUCUUGCGGUGGGGCCGGUGGAAGUGGACGUCCCGCCGGUGCAGAGACUCGCUCCUUCACGUCCAUCACUCCUCUUGACAGGUGGAGUCUGUGACGUGUGUGGUGAAGCAGCGACACGCGGCUGAAUCCAUGUCGUCACACGCACAUUCAAGUCUUCCCUCUUCACCUGAACCAGACCAGUAUUUCCUGUUGUGACUCGUGCGCCGCACUGUAAGACUUUCAAUCACUUUCUUUACCGUCUUCCUCUUCUUCGUCGUCGUCUAGAAACACGUGACCGUUCCCGCAGGUGGGCGGAGCCGGCCCGAUCGUUAGGUCAUGUGACUGUCACAUGAUGCCGCUCCACUCGUUUGUGGUCCAGUGGGACGAAGCGAGCUGUAAACUAUUUAUUUUAUAACUGUGUGUUCUCUCUGCAGAAACCACUGUGGUUCCGAUGUUUGAGUGUUGACUGUGGUUGUCAUCUAAGUUAUUUUAUUUUGUGGAUAACUUAAUAUUUUUAAGCCAAUAAAGAAAGAGAGUGAAGACCUGUCUGUCAUGUGAUUGCUGAAAGUGGUGUCCUGGACUUGGUCGGGCCAGACCAGAAAUCCUCAGGUCAAAACUGCUCCUGCGUGUCC